Messenger RNA from Molossus molossus (Pallas's mastiff bat), 939 nucleotides. RefSeq names its product olfactory receptor 4Q3-like. Gene Ontology annotation, biological process: G protein-coupled receptor signaling pathway. The record is from RefSeq and is a predicted model, not a curated record. Gene Ontology annotation, molecular function: G protein-coupled receptor activity; olfactory receptor activity. NCBI's taxonomy places the organism in Eukaryota, Metazoa, Chordata, Mammalia, Chiroptera, Molossidae. Gene Ontology annotation, cellular component: membrane.
AUGAAAAAAGAAAACGAUUCAAAGGUGACAGAAUUUGUUCUUCUGGGCCUAUCCUCCUCAUGGGAGCUGCAGCUAUUUCUCUUCAUAAUAUUUUUGUUCUUGUACAUGGCUAUUAUCCUAGGAAACCUCUUGAUAGUGGUAACAGUGAGAGCUGAUGCUUGCCUACUCCAAUCUCCUAUGUACUAUUUUUUGGGCCAUCUGUCCUUCAUUGACCUAUGCUUGAGCUGCGUUACUGUACCCAAGAUGUUGGGGGAUUUCCUAUGGCAGGGCAAGAUGAUCUCUUAUUCAGGAUGCCUGGCUCAGAUCUACUUCCUGCACUUUCUAGGAGCCAGUGAGAUGUUUCUGCUGACAGUCAUGGCCUACGACAGGUAUGUUGCCAUAUGUAAUCCUUUGCAUUACCUGACAGUCAUGAACCGUCAGCUGUGCUUCCUGUUGGUUUUUGCCUGCUGGUGUGGGGGCUGCAUCCACUCCAUCACACAGGUCGCGUUGGUCAUCCAGCUUCCCUUCUGUGGCCCCAAUGAACUGGACAACUUCUACUGUGAUGUCCCACAGGUCAUCAAGCUAGCCUGCAUGGACACGUAUGUGGUAGAGGUUCUGAUGGUUUCGAACAGUGGUCUGCUGUCUCUUGUCUGCUUCUUGGUCUUGCUCUUCUCUUAUGCUGUCAUUCUCAUCACCCUGAGAACUCGCUUCCGCCAGGGCCAGAGCAAGGCACUCUCUACCUGUGCCUCCCACAUAACCGUGGUCAGCCUGAUUUUUGUGCCGUGUAUAUUCAUCUACCUGAGGCCUUUCUACAGCUUCUCUGUGGAUAAAGUAUUCUCCAUCUUUUACACAGUGAUCACACCUAUGUUGAACCCCCUCAUCUACACACUCAGAAAUGCUGAUAUGAAGACAGCCAUGAAGAAGCUGAAAAAAGCAUGUGGCAUCCUGUUGCCAUGCUAA